Messenger RNA from Rhineura floridana, 4122 nucleotides. RefSeq names its product BAG cochaperone 6 (gene BAG6). Bases 312 to 3899 code for a protein of 1195 amino acids. The transcript is spliced from 26 exons. Lineage: Eukaryota; Metazoa; Chordata; Lepidosauria; Squamata; Rhineuridae. The record is from RefSeq and is a predicted model, not a curated record. Gene Ontology annotation, cellular component: BAT3 complex. Gene Ontology annotation, molecular function: polyubiquitin modification-dependent protein binding; misfolded protein binding.
GUUCGCGCAUGCGUAGUAGUGAGGAGGCGGGGCACGCAGCGGCGCCGAGGCAGGUCUCGCUCCAGGCGCGAGGCUGGCGGCAGUUUCGUCACCAACGGCCUCUUCAGGGUUUUGUGGAUUUAGAGGGUGGCGGUGGCGGUGUAGAGAGGAAUUUCGUGAAAAGGAAAAAACCGGAAGAAAUCCGGCAAUCAAGUAAACCCCCUUUGCCUAUCGUCGCCGAGGGAAGCGGAAACGCUGCCAUCUUGGGAGAGAGGCAAGUGAAUGGCAUAGAGAUAGUAAAAGGAGGAUCUGCAAGGAUUUAAGAAGGCACCAUGGCAGAGCUGGAGAACCUUGAGGUGAUGGUGAAAACCUUGGACUCUCAGACAAGGACUUUCACAGUGGAGGAAGAGAUCACAGUGAAGGAGUUUAAGGAACAUAUUGCAGGUUCUGUCAGCAUCACCUCUGAAAAGCAGCGCCUCAUCUAUCAAGGGAGAGUCCUUCAAGAUGACAAGAAGUUGAAAGAAUACAAUGUUGGAGGCAAAGUCAUCCACUUGGUGGAACGUGCCCCGCCCCAGACGCAGUCGCCCUCUUUGGGGGGUCCUUCCGGAGCUGGCUCGUCCUCUGUCCCUCACAACGGCACAGGCCCCCGGGGGGCAGGCCCCACGGUGCAUGACCGCAACGCCAACAGCUACGUCAUGGUGGGGACCUUCAACUUACCAGUAAGCAUUAUGGAUCCGCAGCCACCCACACAAAGCGAUGGAUCGUCUGUGGAUGUUCAUAUAAAUAUGGACCAGGCUCCCAUACAGAGUGAGCCUCGAGUCCGCCUUGUGAUGGCUCAGCAUAUGCUCCGGGACGUCCAGGGCAUCCUGCACCGGCUGGAGGGCCGCCCCAAUGGCCAAGCCACAUCGGGACCCGAGGAGGCGCCCUCUGCCAGCCCCACCGAACGGGAACCAAUGGAGGGAGCAGAGUCUGAGCCUCCCAGUGAGCCCACACCGGCUGAGGAGCCACCCCCAUCGGGGACCGAGCCCCCCCCGGUCGCUGAGGCUGCUGCGCCCAAUCACCCCUCCCCCAGCGAGUAUGUGGAGGUGCUGGGGGAGCUCCGUGGGGUGGAGAGCAGACUGCAGCCCUUCCUACAGAGAUACGAGGAGAUCCUGGGAACUGCCGGCACUGCGGACUACAACAAUAAUACUGAGGGCCGUGAAGAGGACCAGCGCAUUAUCAACCUGGUGGGGGAGUCGCUGCGCCUCCUGGGUAACACCUUUGUGGCACUGUCCGACCUGCGCUGCAAUCUGUCUUGCAGCGCCCCCCGCCACCUCCAUGUGGUGCGGCCCAUGUCCCACUAUACAGCUCCCAUGGUGCUGCAGCAGGCGGCCAUCCCCAUCCAGAUUAACGUUGGAACCACAGUCACCAUGACAGGCAAUGGGGCUCGUGCGGCCCAGGCCGGCUCAGACAGUUCUGCAGCUCCCCAGGCUGCUCCCACUGCCCAGCCAGGCACUUCCAGUCCUGCAGAAGCCGGGCAGCCAUCCGAGGUCCCGCCUCUUUCCUCCUCCCCAGGGGUCACUCCAACUCAGACGCAGGCCUCCCAGACGGGCCACCCCCGUGUAAUCCGCAUCUCGCAUCAGACAGUUGAACCUGUGGUCAUGAUGCACAUGAAUAUCCAGGAUUCUGGUUCCCAGAUGGGAGGAAGUGGCUCCGGGGGAAUGCCGCCAACAGGACAAGUUGGACAUGCCCAAGGGAUUGGUGGUCCUGCUCACAUGCCACUCCCCAAUCUCCCGCCAGAGUUCAUGCAAGCAGUGGCCCAUCAAAUAACCCAGCAAGCCAUGGCAGCGGCUGCCUCAGCUGCUGCAGGCCAGCAGGUCCCCAGUUUCCAGUCGGCUCCGACACGAGUUGUGAUUGCCAGACCCUCUGCUCCUUCUGUGAGGCCCACUCACCCUGGGUCACCCCAGGCACCAGGACAAGUGGGUCCUGGCCUCGGGGGCAAUGCUUCAUUGGCCCAGAUGAUCAGUGGGCUGGUGGGGCAACUCCUCAUGCAGCCAGUGAUAGUAGCUCAGGGCAGUGGGACCUCCUCCUCUUCCUCCUCCUCUUCCUCCUCUUCCUCUGUCAGUGCCCAAGCGACCUUCAGCACCAGCAAUUCCGCCUCCCCUCCCACAGCCUCAGCCAGUGCUGGCACGACCAACACCGCCACCACCGCUGCAGGAGGCAGUUCGGCCGGUGCCCCGGGCGGGCCCCUCCCCUCCGGCCAGCCCCCUCCAGCGGGCGCCCCGGAGCUCCACUUUUCUCAGCUGCUGGGCAACAUCCUUGGGGCAGCAGGCUCCAGCAUGGCCGGGGGGGCUGGCCUGGGUUCCCCUACCAUCACAGUGGCGAUGCCCGGCGUCCCUGCUUUCCUGCAAGGCAUGACAGACUUCCUUCAGGCAACACAGAUGGGGACGGCUCCCCCCCACCCUCCCGAGCAGGCUCCGCCUCCCCCACCGCCAGCGGCCUCCCCUCCCGCUCCCCAGAGUGGAACGGAGGCGCCAUCGGCUGGGGUGGGAGGCGGGGGUGGGAGCAGCAAUGUUCGUGGCAGUGCCUCGGCGGAUGUUCUGCCGCCGGAAUUCUUCACCAGCGUGGUGCAAGGGGUGCUGUCGUCCAUGAUGGGAUCCCUCAGUGCCCAGCAGGGCAGCACGGAGAGCAUCGCUGACUUCAUCCAGCGCCUGAGCGGCACCAGCAACAUCUUUGAGCCGGGCACAGAGGGGGCCCUGGGCUUCUUUGGAGAUCUGCUCUCUCUGAUCUGCCAGAACUUCUCGAUGGUUGACAUGGUGAUGUUGCUGCACGGGCAGUUCCAGCCGUUGCAGCGGAUCCAGCCCCAGCUUAGCCGCUUCUUCCGAGAGGAAUACCUCCGUGGCCAGGAGCCCGCUGAGCGCAAUGUUCGGAUGGCAACGUACAAUUUGAUCAAUGGCUUGGAGGAAUAUAUCAACGACAGUUUUCUGAUCUCUUCUGGUUUUGCCCAGGCCUCUGUCCGAGUCCACGAUGGUGUCGACAUCACCCGCACCAACCUGGAGUUCCUGCAGGAGCAGUUCAACCACAUUGCCAUGCACAUCCUGCACUGCACAGAUAACACGUUUGGGUAUCGGCUGCUGGAGCUCUGUAACCAGGGCCUGUUUGAGUGCCUGGCGCUGAACCUCUACUGCUUGCGGGGGGAGCAGACAGCCCUGACAGCUGUGAUCAAUGACCGCAUUAGGCGGAUGUCAGCAGACAUAAACCCCUCCUUGGUGAGCUGGCUCACCACCAUGAUGAGUAUGCGGUUGCAGGUCAUCCUGGAGCACAUGCCCGUCACAGAGGAACAAAUCUUGCAAUAUGUCCGCAGGGUGGGCGACCCCCCACAGCCUGUACCUGAAGAGCCAAUGGAACUCCAGGCUGCAGAGCAGCCUUCUGAAACCCUGCAGCGUGACAGCGCAGCAUCCCCGGCCCCAGCCACGACGGCAGAGGAAGCCAUGCCCCAGCAGCACGGGGAGCCAGAGCAUGAGGAGCCGCAGCAAGGCGAGCCCCCGGCCCCAGACACCGAGCCCUGGGCUGCUGCUGUCCCCCCUGAGUGGGUGCCCAUCAUCCGGGAGGACAUCCAGAGCCAGCGCAAGCUCAAGCAGCAGCCUCCCCUCAGCGACGCCUACCUGAGCGGCAUGCCUGCUAAACGGCGCAAGACCAUGCAGGGUGAUGGUCCUCAGCUGCUUCUGUCGGAGGCAGUCAACAAAGCUGCCAAAGUAGCCGGUGUGAAGCCUCUGACGAGCACCGAGAGCCUGAGCAGAGACCUUGCGGAGCCAGCAUUGCAGGAAGGCUACCGACAGCAGCUGAAAUCUGAUCUGCAGAAGCGGCUGCAAGCUGAUCCUAGCUUCACUGCCCAGAGAUUCCCUAAUGCCCAGCAAGCCUUUGUGGCUGAGGACUUGUAAUGGCUGCUAUCCAAAGCCUCCUGGAUGGGAGGCGCACUCUCUGGGGCUUGCCUCUAUCUUUUUGUGCACAAUGCAGACAGCCACUCCCUUCUCAGGCCAAAUAUUUAAGUUCCUUCCCAUGUAUUUCCCCACCCCCACCCUAACCUCUGGUUGCUGUGACCUUUCUCCCCCAGUGGAGUGCUCAAGUUGCUGCUGAAUCAGUAAAUAAAGCCACUUGUCCAGG